This is a messenger RNA of Neopelma chrysocephalum (saffron-crested tyrant-manakin), 1670 nucleotides long. Its product is annotated as solute carrier family 2, facilitated glucose transporter member 11-like. Gene Ontology annotation, molecular function: hexose transmembrane transporter activity. The record is from RefSeq and is a predicted model, not a curated record. Gene Ontology annotation, biological process: monosaccharide transmembrane transport. The transcript has 13 exons. Lineage: Eukaryota; Metazoa; Chordata; Aves; Passeriformes; Pipridae. Bases 16 to 1578 code for a protein of 520 amino acids. Gene Ontology annotation, cellular component: membrane.
AAAGUCAAGACCACGAUGAGGCUGCACAGUGGUGGGAGAAAAGGUACCUGCCAGGGAGCAACAGGCUCUCUCAUCGAGAUGGCAGCCUUCUUCUCCAACCUGGUUCAGUUCCGGGGACUAUAUCAAAUGAUCUUAGUGCUGGGAAUUGGUGGUAGUUUCCCAUAUGGAUUCCACAUUUCUGUCAUCAACUAUCCUUCUGUGCACAUCAGGAAGUUUAUUAAUGAAACGUGGAUAGAGCGACACGGCUCCCCCCUCCAUCCCGAGACAAUCAUGCUGCUGUGGUCCUUCAUCGUGUCUAUUUAUGGGAUAGGAGGGCUCCUGGGGUCCCUCUUCUGUACCUACGUGACUACAAAAUACAGGAAAAAAAAGUGCCAAAUAUUCACCAACCUGAUCAUGCUGGCAGCUGCACUUUUCAUGGCCUUCAGUAAAACAGCCAAAUCCUUUGAGAUGAUUCUGGUUGGCCGCCUUCUCUACGGCAUUGGUUCAGGUUUUUGUAUGAAUAUACAUCCUCAGUAUGUAGGAGAGAUUUCACCCAAGAAGCUGCGUGGAUUUGCCAACUCCACCGUUGCUGUUUUCCUGACCCUGGGAAAACUCACAGGACAGGUUAUUGGACUACGGGAGAUUUUAGGAAGCGAAGCUUUGUGGCCAUGGUUGUUAGCAUCUAGUGGACUUUCAGCAUUGGUUCAACUGGUUACCCUCCCAUUUUUCCCCGAUUCACCAUCCUACCUCCUGAUACAGAAGGGUAAUGAGGAAGCCUGCAGGAAAGCCAUCAGGAAGCUCUGGGGGGAAGGAGACCACCAAGCAGAAAUCGAUGACAUUAUGAAGGAGAAGGGUGCGAUGGGGAGCACGAAAACCUUGCGUGUCCUCGAAGUGAUCAAAGAGAGAUCUUUGCGCUGGCAGCUUUACUUUAUGAUGACUGUUAUGACCACCCUGCAGCUCUGUGGAAUCAAUGCAAUAUACUUCUACUCUUUCGAAGUGUUCCACACAGCCAAGUUUGAAGAAUACCUUAUCCCAUAUGUGUCCCUGGGAAUUGGGUUGUGUGAAUGCUUAUCUUCUAUACUGUGUAGUACCCUCAUAGACCGGUUUGGGAGGAAGGUGCUGCUUUGGGGAGGAUACACACUGAUGUGUUCUGUGCUAGCACUGCUCACCAUGACCCUGUCCCUGCAGCAUCGGUUUUUCUGGAUGCAUUACUUCAGCGUUAUCUUGAUCUUCCUAUUCGUUGUCUUCUAUGGAAGUGGACCGUCUGGAGCCACUGUAGCUGUCAUGGUUGAAAUCUUCAGCCAGUCAUACAGACCAUCAGCCUUUCUGAUUGUUGGCUGUAUCAACUGGAUGGGACUGUUCGUCCUUGGGAUGAUUUUUCCACUGCUUGUUGAUAACCUUGGACCCUUCUGCUUCCUCAUCUUUUUGGCAAUUCUUGCUUUAUCAGCAAUUUUCAUUUACCUGUAUCUUCCUGAGACCAAGGGAAAGUCAAUCGUGGAAAUAAAAGCAGAGUUCAACAAACUAAACUUUGGGAAAAAAGAAACCUCCUUCACUGAAAAUAACUUUCCUAAGGAACAGUUGGCUUGCACGAAGCUCUGAGGGUUCAGAGGAGAAAUUUGCAUCUCUUAGAAAAGACAGGAAACAAUGUUGCAAUAGAACUAAAAAGGAAACAUUAAAACCAGACUGCAAGA